AUGAUUAUUAUUAAUUUUAUAAUGGGUGUUUCGCAGUCUCAGCCGAAAGAUAAAAUCUCUAGUUGCAAAAUGAAUAAUAAACCAAGUGGAAAUGACAGCAGCAGUAGACCUCUCUCUAUUACAGCACCACCAGCUGAACCAGAACUCCAGCCAGUUGAAAAUCAACCAAGGCAACCAAGUAAUUUGCAAGGUUUGUUAAGGUUCGCUAUGGAGGCGUCUAAAAAUGAAGAUGCGCCUCAUCAAUCAUCUUUCCAACCUCUGGAUCAAGAAAGAAAAGAAUUUUUGAGCAAAGCCUUGGAAUCAAUGACAGUGAAUGUAAUUGAGGAGUUGCAAAAAUCCGCGAAAAUCCUAUCAAAUGUAAUGGACCUUCGUCAGGAAGACGAUCCAACAGAAUACGAAACAGCUCUGGAGUGUAUAGCAAGUUACGUAGACAGUAUUGACAUUGCCAAUGAUUUCUACAAAAUCGGAGGGUUCGGUAUUAUCGGAGCCUGUCUGAAUUCACCUCACAGCACCAUCAGGUGGAGAGCAGCAGACGUGAUAGCUGAGUUGACGCAAAAUAACCCGUUUUGUCAAGAAAAGAUUCUAGCUAUGGGUCUUAUGCCGAUUUUAUUGGAGAUGGUCGAUUCAGACCCUUUGGAGCAAGCUCGGAUAAAAGCUCUGUACGCAAUUUCCUGUAUUGUUCGUGGCAAUGCAUUAGCGCUUAAAUACAUGGAUGUUAACGACGGAUACUCUGUGCUAAUAAGAGCGAUGCAGAGCUCUGUGGAAAAGCUGCAAAUUAAAUCAGCAUUCUUGUUAUCCGCUCUGUGCAGUAAGGACAAUGCGCAUGCUAUUAGAUCGAGUUUAAUUAAAAUGGGUAUCAUUGAACAAGCUUCCGGCUUGUUGGCUAUGAAUAGUAUUAUUGGAGAUACCAGGGAUGCACUGCUGAGUAUUUUAAACAGCUUAACAGCAAACAACAAUUUGCCAGCAUUACGCGAAUGCCGAAGACCCGAAUUGUGCUUAAAAGCAACGAUAGAGAGGCAUUUAAAAGACCUAAAAUCCGAAGAAGCUGUCGAUGAAGUUAAACUGUGCAACGAGUUACUCGACAGACUAUUCGCAGAACAAUCACCUGCCGAUCAAGAUAGAUAA
Messenger RNA from Cotesia congregata, 1125 nucleotides. The record is from the annotation of a GenBank genome assembly. NCBI's taxonomy places the organism in Eukaryota, Metazoa, Arthropoda, Insecta, Hymenoptera, Braconidae.